UGAUCCAGUGAAACUAGGAGGAGGUGAUUCUCCUCCUCCCUCCUGCUGCUGCUCCUGCUGGUCUGGAAGGGACUGCAGGAAUCUCUGCCGUGCUCUGCUCUCAGGCAGGGGCUGGGGAGGGGAGACCGUUCUCUGGAGGGAGGGGGCCGCAGUGACCCGGGGUGCAGCUCUCCCGUGCGGGGCUGCUUGGUGCCCGACCAUGGGGAAGGACCAGGAACUGCUGGAAGCCGCUCGCACUGGGAAUGUGGCUCUGGUGGAGAAACUCCUCUCUGGGAGGAAAGGAGGGAUCCUGGGCAGUGGAUCUGGAGCUAUUCCCUUAUCCAGCUUAUUGAGCAUCUGGCGAGGACCAAACAUAAACUGCACUGACAGUUCAGGUUAUACUGCUUUACAUCAUGCAGCUUUAAAUGGACACAAGGAUAUAGUUCUCAAAUUACUUCAGUAUGAAGCAUCAACCAAUGUAGCAGAUAAUAAAGGUUACUUUCCCAUUCACUUGGCUGCUUGGAGAGGAGACGUAGAUAUUGUGAAGAUUCUCAUCCAUCAUGGACCAUCACACUCCAGAGUGAAUGAACAGAACAAUGAAAACGAAACAGCACUGCAUUGUGCAGCUCAGUAUGGUCAUUCAGAAGUUGUUGCUGUUCUGCUAGAAGAGCUGACAGACCCCACAAUAAGAAACAACAAACUGGAAACACCUCUGGAUCUGGCAGCACUUUAUGGACGUCUGCGCGUUGUGAAAAUGAUCAUCAAAGCAUAUCCAAAUCUGAUGAACUGUAAUACAAGAAAACAUACUCCUUUGCAUCUUGCUGCUCGUAAUGGCCACAAAGCUGUCGUACAGGUGCUUCUGGAGGCUGGAAUGGAUGUCAGCUGCCAAACAGAAAAAGGGAGUGCCCUACAUGAAGCAGCCCUGUUUGGAAAGGUGGAGGUAGUACGCAUUUUGCUUGAAACAGGAAUUGAUACCAACAUAAAGGACAGUUUGGGUAGAACGGUUUUGGAUAUACUUAAAGAGCAUCCAUCUCAGCAGUCUCUUCAAAUUGCAGCUCUACUUCAAGAAUAUAUGGAAACAGGAAAUGCAAGUAUUUCAGAGGAAUGCCCACUGGAAUGUGCAGAACAUCAGUCUUGCGUUUUGUCCCCAGAAGUUCCUCCGUCUCCAAAGGCUAAAAGUGAAGCUGUGACUGGAGAAUUAUCAAAGCUCUUAGAUGAAAUCAAAUUGUGCCAAGAAAAGGAAUACUCUUUUGAAGAUCUGUCUCAUACACUAUCAGACCAUUAUCUGGAAAAUUUUAGUAAAGUAUCAGAGGAAGAUCUUAUGACCAGUGGAAGCCAAACCAAGCUUAAUGUAAGGCCUUCUUCAAUGCGUUUAUCACCAAGAGAGGAGGAAGAUGAUGAUGCAGCUGAAAAUACUUGUGGACCUUCCGGUUUAUGGGAGGCACUGACACCUUGUAAUGGAUGCAGGAACCUUGGCUUUCCCAUGCUUGCACAGGAAUCUUAUUCAAAGAAGAGAGGUUAUGCACUGGAAGCAAUACCCUCUGUACCUCUGGAUGCAGUUCCUUCAGAAAAUGACAGCACUCUUUGUGAUUCGAUAGACAUAGCAGUCACCAAAAAGCCUUGUUCCCUAGAGAUAGCAAGAGUUCCUUCCUCAAGACCAGAUAAUGCACCUCAGGUAGCAAUUACCGCACCAGGAUCUGGUAGCCAUAGAAACAGCUCCACAGGCCCAACACCUGACUGCUCUCCUCCAUCACCAGACACUGCACUUAAAAACAUAGUGAAAGUCAUACGUCCUCAGCCAAAGCAACGUACAUCCAUAGUAUCUUCUCUGGAAUUUCACCGAAUGAAUCACGGCCACAAUUAUUUUGAAAUCAACCCUUCCAUUGGCUGUGCAAGUUUUGUUUCUACUCCUGCAAUCAGUCCAGCUAAUUAUUCCUUUGGAUCUCUGGAAUACAGUCUUGAAGAGAAAGAACUUACAGAGCAACAUAGCCAGGGUGAAGCAUCCACUGAAAGUGAGCUUCCUGAAGAACACCCUGCUGAGCAGUUUGCAGGUUUACUUCAUGGAUCAUCACCUGCAUGUGACCCACCUGAAAAUCCACUCCAGCUGUACAGCAAAGUAAACCUGUGCAGUGGGCCACUGGAGAAAAGCAUUUUGAGCAAGAGUGCAGCGCAGCAGAUAAAGCUACGGAAAGAGAGCAGCUCUGAUCCUCCUGUUAAGAAAAAAAAACCACCAAUUGUAAACAGAACCAUAUUUCAUACUAAGAAUAAACCAGCAGAAAAUCAUACCCUGGUUGGUGCGCCAAGGAUCAGUGAACAAUGGGUUAUUACCACUGGGGGAUUUGUGGAGCGAGCGUGCACACUGGGCAGAAUACGAUCUUUACCAAAGACCUUGCUGGAAAUGCAUUUGUGCAAAAAUGUUUCAAAAUCUGAUUCUAAUCUUAUCACUCAUCCACCAAAUGAUAAAAAAGCGAGAAGCAAUUGGAGUGAACCCACACCAAAGCCACAGUGCUCCAAAGGGAAUUCGGAGAGAACACCUUCCUUCACCUCAGAGUGGGAAGAAAUUGAUAAAAUCAUGAGUUCAAUAGAUGCUGGAAUUAAUACUGGACUGGGGGAGAUGAAAAAUCACACUACAAGACCCCGAUGCCCUGUCCAGACAGUGGGACAAUGGUUGGAAAAUAUUGGGCUACCUCAGUAUGAAAACCACUUGCUGGCUAAUGGAUUUGACAAUGUGCAAUUCAUGGGAAGCAACGUGAUGGAGGACCAGGAUCUCUUGGAAAUAGGAAUCCUUAACUCUGGGCACAGACAGAGAAUACUCCAAGCAAUCCAGCUUCUCCCAAAGAUGAAGCAGAUCGGUCACGAUGGUUACAACCCCUCCUCUGUAGCUGAAUGGCUGGAUUCCAUUGAACUGGGUGACUAUACCAAAUCCUUUCUAAUUAAUGGCUAUACAUCGAUGGACCUUGUGAAAAAAAUAUGGGAGAUUGAAUUAAUUAAUGUCUUAAAGAUUAGCUUGAUUGGCCACCGGAAGCGUGUUCUGGCAUCUUUGGGAGACAGGCUUCACGAAGAUCCUCCUCAGAAACCACCUCGGUCAAUAACCCUCAGGGAACCCAGUGGUAACCACACUCCUCCUCAGUUGUCUCCAUCACUUAGCCAAAGCACUUUCACUACUGGUGGCUCCCUGGACGUUCCCCACAUUAUCAUGCAGGGCGAUGCAAGGAGAAGAAGAAAUGAAAACUAUUUUGAUGAUAUUCCCCGGUCGAAGCUGGAGAGGCAGAUGGCACAGCAGUCUUCGGUCUGUGAGAUCUGGACCAACCAGAAUGCAGGAUAUCCUUUCUCAUCGAUUCAUCAGGUUCAUAAUACAGGAGACUGGGGAGAGCCUUCAAUUACCUUGCGACCUCCAAAUGAAGCCACAGCAUCAACGCCUGUACAAUAUUGGCAACAUCAUCCAGAGAAACUCAUCUUCCAGUCAUGCGAUUAUAAAGCAUUUUAUUUAGGUUCUAUGCUGGUAAAGGAGUUAAGAGGCACUGAGUCAACACAGGAUGCAUGUGCAAAGAUGAGGAAGUCUACAGAACAGAUGAAGAAAGUACCAACCAUUGUCCUGUCUGUAUCUUACAAGGGAGUCAAAUUUAUUGAUGCCACAAAUAAGAAUAUUAUUGCCGAACAUGAAAUCCGUAACAUUUCCUGUGCUGCACAAGACCCCGAAGACCUUUCUACGUUUGCGUACAUCACUAAAGACUUGAAGACUAAUCACCACUACUGCCACGUAUUCACUGCGUUUGAUGUGAAUUUAGCUUAUGAAAUCAUUCUUACACUAGGACAAGCAUUUGAGGUGGCCUAUCAGCUUGCACUACAGGCACGAAAAGGGGGUCAUUCUUCAACCCUUCCUGAAAGCUUUGAAAACAAACCCUCUAAACCUAUUCCCAAACCACGUGUUAGUAUUCGGAAGUCAGUGCAGAUAGAUCCAUCCGAACAAAAGACUCUUGCGAAUCUACCCUGGAUUGUUGAACCUGGACAAGAGGCCAAAAGAGGCAUUAAUACCAAGUAUGAAACUACAAUUUUCUGAUACAAAACUGUCCCCCUGUUCCUUGUUGUGCCUUGCACGCCAAGCAGUCACAGCACAGCCUUUCCUUUAUGGCAACGUUUCAAUCCAGCAGAGAGGAAGACUGCACUGUAUGAGUGGCCUUGUAACUAACAAAAAAGGCUGACAGUCAUUUCUGGUGAUGUUCUUCUUCCUGCAGCACUGACUGAAGAAUGACAAUAUUUGAAGACUUUUAAAAUUACAGUCCACAAGAGGAAUGAGAAACCUUAUUUUUUGUGCAGUUCUCCCUUGUGACUCUGCCACAGUGCAUUCUUUGAUUUCUUAUUUUAAAAUUCUACUUUUUAAAGAAAAAAAAAACAAAAUAGCUCUAAACUAAUACUAAUGCUGCCUAUGACUAGAGUAUUUGAUUGGGUUUUUUAUUUAAAUCUUGGCAGUUUUUAAUUGAAAUAGAAGCAGAAUUAAUAAAUAGAUUGUUUGUGAAACCACUGAAUUCAUUAAUAAUUAUUGUGUUGAAUAAAGAAUUCAUUAAAGUGACAAGAAAUUAGGCACCCUGAUUUCUGUGUGCACUGAUUUUAUAUGUAAUCAUUGAUGUCCUUUGAUCCUCUACAGAAAUAAGAACCUCUUGCAUUGUAGCAAAGGAUCAGAGUUUUAUGAAUGGUUAGAAAAAGGUAUUAAUAAUGCACAGAAAACAUUUAUUAGAUAUUUUUAUGGAAGAGAAGUACUAUAGGAAAACAUAUGAAUAUUUAUGGAAGGAAGCCAGAUUAAUUAUGAGAAAUAUUGUUUAUUUUAAAGUUAAGUAAAUGACUGCAAUUGCAGCAUUAUGAAAAUUAUAAGAGUUGCAGCAUCAGUGCACUGGAUGUUCUGUGUGAUAAGUCUGGAAUGCAAGUGGAAUGGUCAUUCUACUACACCUACAUAUAGUUUAUGCAGUUCAACAUUGCUAUAGCCAUGAAUUCUAAUAGUAUUUUUAAAAAAAAUAAUCUCAGUGGUUCUAAAAAAGUCAAAAAUAUGGAUUUUGCUAUCAAGAUUUCUGUCACAGAAAGCUUGUUUGGAAGAGUGUUGAUAAAAUUCUACUGCAAAACAUUUUCUAAAUAAAAACAGCAAGAAAAAUAAAAAAAUUCCAAAGUAAUAAAAAAUGUUUUCAUGAAACAAAAUAAUUAAGCAUUUGCUUAAUAUUUGGUUAAAUAAGAUUUACUUACUUUUUCUUUAAAGUGUUUUAAUUUUUUUAAUGUCUGUGGAGUAUUUGUAUAAUACCAUGAUGUAUAUUUAUGUAGAACUGAAAUUAUAACAGUAAAAAUAUCAUUAUAGGAGAAAAAUGACAUUUUAACGUAUAUUGUUCUUUCCAGUCAAAUUGUGAAUCAUUUUGAAGUUCAUUAUAGAGAUAUUGAUAAAUUGUGUGGUUGUCUUAAUGUUUUUUUAAUUAUUAUUUUAUAUCCAGCUGAGGUUUUUCAGUUAGAAUCAUCAGCUGGUAUAUUCCAAAAAAUGGAUAAUUGAACUUGGUUUAAAACUGAUAAUUGUAUAUGGUUUAGUUAAACCUAAUCAUAGCGCUGAGUGAUGACAUCCUUUUAAUACAGUAUUCAAUUUACUUGAACAAAAUAGUUCCUUGUACAUAUUUUUGCUUAUUCACUGUUGAUAUGUACUUAGUCAACUGACAGUAAAAAAAAAAAUAACACUAAAAAUAUGGUACCAAAAGGAAAAUUGUAUAGGAGAACAGUAAAUAGUAGCCUCACUGCAACAAAUACUUAUGUAAAUAUGCUUGGGCUUCCAGUUAUAAAUUUUGUAAUUUUGUCAUUUAUUUAUAUCCUAUAAAAGCACACAAAAUAAAAGGAAGUUGUACAGUCCCAG
Lonchura striata (white-rumped munia) is the source of this 5857-nucleotide messenger RNA. It is a transcript of the gene ANKS1B, whose product is annotated as ankyrin repeat and sterile alpha motif domain containing 1B. Gene Ontology annotation, biological process: ephrin receptor signaling pathway. NCBI's taxonomy places the organism in Eukaryota, Metazoa, Chordata, Aves, Passeriformes, Estrildidae. The record is from RefSeq and is a predicted model, not a curated record. Gene Ontology annotation, molecular function: ephrin receptor binding. Gene Ontology annotation, cellular component: cytosol.